UUAUGGGGUCUUGAAAUCCGCACCCUUCCCACAAUGCAGUGGGCGGCCCGGCUCCGCGUAGACGUUGCAGCAUAUUAUGGGUUAGUAAUGGUGGGCGCGUGAUUUUGAACAAACAGCGUCGAUCUGAAGACCUGAAGUUCACCAGCUUCAUUUUCCGUCUCCAGUGUUCUUAGACUGUUUGUGAGAAGAGGACUACCUACUUUGUGAUUGCUGCCCAUGGAUGGAGGAACACCACAGGACUCAACACAACCUCCACCUGUGACCAAACCCAACAUGGAGGGUGUUAGCACGGGAGGUGGUAUAGACCUCGGACAGGAUGUGUUGGGUUCUCUGACAACAGAACAGGACUUACUGGCCCUGUCCACGGAGGCCCUGAUCAGUUCCGUAUCUGUGGACUCAGGACAGCUGCAGACAGACCCCAUGACACAGCUGUCAGCCGAACAGGUGUCCAGCAUCCUUGGGGAGCAGACGCAAGCCGUGGCAGACCUGCCCGACACCUCGUCCUUAGACACGGGGGUCGUCAGUCAGCAGGCCGACCUGCAGGUCACGCAGCAUGGAACGGUACAGCAGCCGCUCUUGGUGCAGUCCGCGAGCGCCGCCCAGCCUGUUGUAGCUCAGAGUAUAGGUCAGCUGGCGGUGUCCCAAGCCUUACAGACUGUGUCGGCAGUGGGGAUGGGGGGGAACACUGUGAUGCUUGCCCCAGCCUCAAGUAUGACCAUGACAGCACAGUCCUCCCAGCAGCCGGUACGCACAGUACAGGCAGUGUUAAAGAGACCAGCGUCAAGCACAGGACCGCCCGUCAUAACCAAGGUUAUCAUAACUAAGACUGCAUCUGGCCAUGCCAUUGCCACGACGACGGUGGUGACCACAGCCACGACUCCGCACCAGGUCGUGACUCAGGCAACGCUACAGUCUCCCACAAAAGUCCUGCCGGCGUCACCCAUCAGUAUGGCACCCGGUACCCCGGUCAAGGCCCAGCCUCCUCCUAAUAAAGUCCCCAUCUCUCCGCUCAAGACACCAACAAAGGUGACUGUGGUACCAAUAAGUAUGACCUCCCCUCCUAAGCGGAUAGCUCCUGCCCCGGUGGUGGCUACUACUGGAGCGGUGUCCGGCGGUGGUCCAGUAGUGGUCACCCUGUCCAAGGUUCUCCCCGGGACGACGACCCACAUCAUGUCCCCAACCAAACUGGCUAUCAGGCCAGGCACAAUGGUGACCACAGCCAAACCAGCGGGCGCACCUGUGCAGGUGCAGCAGCCGGUGCAGAGCAUCCGCCUGGCGACCCCGCCCAACGUGCAGCAGAUCCACGUGCCCGGCUCCAAGUUCCAGUACGUCCGACUGGUCACCACGACAACAGCAGCCCCCAGCCUAACCUCCAAUCCUUCAGUUAUGAGUAAGCCCAACAUGGUGACAGCUGGCCAGGUGAACAGGACGGUGGCCAUUGCACCUGCCACAACAUCUACAGCAGCUGUGCAGCCCAAACAGGUCAUACAGACCAUCCAGAUGAAACCUGCAAACGUUCCCAUAGCCCCGGCUCCGAUCCAGUCCAAGCCCCUUACAGGACAGGUGCCAGUGUCUGUAGCCAUGCCACAGCAGAGAAUCAUCAUGCCAGCAACCAGUUUUCAACAGAUACGCCCUAAUCAGCUGACGUCUGUGCCCAACAUAUCGCAGCUCCCGCCCGGCACCUUUCUUGUGUCUAACCAAGGAGCUAAUCAGCAAGGAGGAGGGGUACAGACUGCGUACGCCGUGGUUCCUGCACAGUACGUUCAACAGGUAUCACAGCAGCCCAGCACCACCACUAGCUAUGUCCCCAUCACAACAAACAACUUCCAAGCCACGACUGCCACACAGCCUCGUCAACAAGUCAACGGCACACUCAACACAGAGCAGGUUGGAACCAGGCCCCGUAAGCCAUGUAACUGCACCAAGUCACAAUGUCUGAAACUGUACUGUGACUGCUUCGCUAACGGGGAGUUUUGCAACAACUGCAACUGUAAUAACUGUUUUAACAACCUGGAGCAUGAGGCUGAGAGGGCAAAGUCAAUCAAGGCCUGUCUGGAGAGGAACCCGUAUGCAUUCCACCCCAAGAUUGGUAAGGGUAAGGAGGGGGAGGGGGACAGGAGGCACAACAAGGGCUGUAACUGCAAGAGAUCUGGCUGUCUGAAGAACUACUGCGAAUGUUAUGAAGCUAAAAUCAUGUGCAGCAGCAUUUGCAAGUGUGUGGGCUGCAAGAACUUUGAGGAGAGCCCAGAGCGCAAGACGCUGAUGCACCUGGCAGAUGCUGCGGAGGUCAGAGUUCAGCAGCAGACCGCGGCCAAGACCAAACUGUCAUCACAGAUACAGGACAUCCCCGCCAGACCGCCGGCAGUGAAUACUGCAGGGGAAAGGCUCCCCUUCUCCUUUGUGACCCGAGAUGUCGCGGAGGCCACGUGUUCGUGCUUGUUGGCACAAGCAGAGGAGGCGGAGAAGGCGAACUGCUCGCCUGCGAUAAUGGAGCGCAUGGUUCUAGAGGAGUUCGGCAGAUGUCUGCUUCAAAUCAUCCACUCUGCUGGGAAAACUAGAGCUCCUAACAAUCAAUGAAGCGCCACAGAGGAUUGAGCUCCGCCUAGCAGAUCACCUACAAACUGCAACAGUGUAUAUAAUCUACCAGGUCACAAUGAUCUGAUUUUACUUUCCAAGGGUGCCCUGUAAAUAAGAAAUUUCUUGUCAUGUGUAGCUAAAGCACUUAAAGGGAGGAAAAAGAAAGGAAGAAAUGUAGAAGACAGCAAUUUUCAUGUCACAUAUAUUAUUGAAUGUUGUAGCCAAGUGUUAAAUAGCAACUAUAUAUAGAUAGGUACUAUAGUUCGUUAUUUGUUUUAAUUCACUACUGUGUCACUCAAAAACAUUUUUCUUUUCUCACACAAAAGGGACCUAAAGCUUUGCUAUUUAUUUCUCUGAGCAAGUAACUGUUUUAUUUUUUUUGUAUCAUGAAAGUUGGUAUAAUAAUGCGUAUCGAUAUGUAGUAAAGUUUAGACUUUGUACAUUGAAAAUGUACCAUUGAAAUUAAUGGGACUGUUUAACUCUACUAAACAAUUUAUACUAGAGCAAAAUUGUCACAAAGUUUGGAGGUGGACCCAGAAAUAUGCAUAAAAGUCCUAUUGGACAAUCAUACCUCUUAUUGAUAAAUACUUGAUUUCAUUUUCUAAUAGAAGAAACAAUUGAAUUUCUGUUAACUUCCUUAGAUAUAACUCCAUACAUUCCACUACUUCUUCCUCAUAUUUAGUUCAAAAAUUUAUCAUAGACCGGAUAAGAAGAAGUGUUGAUAAAUAUUUUGUUUCACAUUACAGUUUGAACUAAUGGUACAAAUCUGAAAAUUGAGAGCAUGGCAGUAUUAGAUGGAAUAAAACUAGUAAAUCUACUAUUCUAUAUCUUUUGUAGGUACAGAUAUUAGUCAUAAUGUUACUACAUAAUGAAUUACAGACUUGAAUGUAUUUUUAUGUGUGUUUUGUUUGUAUGUUUGUAAUAAUCAAAAACAAAGGAUUGUUCUAGGUACACUGUUUAUAAAAUAUGUGUAUAUAUUUUUUUGUUAUUAAUGAAGAUAUUCCACCAUGUUGUUUGCAAGGAUUGUUUGUUGGAAUUGAAAAUGGAACUGACAGUAGGAAAGUUCUUAGAGUAUAAAGUUCAGUGGAUUACUCUUUCUGUGCUGUCACAAACAACAAAUACCAUUUGAUGUUUGCAUGUUGUUGUCUUUGGGGUUGAGCUCUAAGUCUUGUGACAAAAGUCUCGCCCAAUUUAGCAAAAAUGUCUCAGCCAUAUGCAUGUAUUUGCUUUGUAUGCUCUAAAUCGUAAAUUGUUCACUGUUGUUUAAUUCUGGCAAUUUUCACCUAGACCUCUCCAAAUAUGUCUCCAUUGCAUUACUGUUGUACCACAACAUUGUUUCAUCCUUGAACUUACAAUCAUUGCAAAAGCCUUCUUCCCAUCUCCUGCCUCAGAAUUAAGGCCCCUUGAAUGAAUUUACAGUAGGUAUUAGAUGCAUGGUUGGAACUGCAUGCCUUCCUGCUAACUACUCUGUGGUAUGCUGUGCCGUGUAUUCUUUGUUGGCUUAUAUUGCUGUCUAUGUCACAACAUUUGUAAUGUCCGCGAUUGUAUAUACAUGUCCCAAACAACAUUGUGUAAACUCAGAAAGGUCUACAAAUGCUUACAUGCCCAGAGCCACUGCCUUCUCAAAUCUAUCAAUUUCAAUUAGUGAAUUGGACAAAGCUAUGAAAUGAAUGACUUACAUGCAUAAAGCUAUGCCAAUGUAUUUUCCUGGUUUUGAAACAUUUUAAAGUGAAAAUUAAGCAAGAGGACAAAACGAAGACAUGUGGGAAGAAAACUUGAAUCUGUCUAUGUACAAACUGUGUGUACCUUUUCACUCAGGCUCAGUUUUCAUGUUAUCAACCUCCACAUUUUUAAGUAUGAAAACCAAGAAAUUCAUUGUUGAUGUCUAGCCUUGCAUUAAUUACAAUGUCUUGCUAGCUGAAGUACCAAGUGAGUGUUACAAACCACAGUAAUUCAAACAAAAUUUGGGUACUUUCGGGGGGAAGGGGAAUAAGGAUAUAGCAUCAUAGCAUAUCCUGUUUGACAAACUUAUUGUAAAGUCAAAAUGACUGUACAAAGGGAAUGGGUGGUAGUGACAAGUUACAAUGAUUACACAUUAUAAAUGCCUGUAGUCUAAAUAUUUGGAUCUUAAAAUAGUAAACUAACAAAUUCUGAUUGUAUACAACAUGUUUGAAAUGACCUGAAAACCAGGUAUUGAACUGUAUUAAAUAGUAUGUUUU
Molecule: messenger RNA, 4796 nt
Organism: Branchiostoma floridae (Florida lancelet)
Lineage: Eukaryota; Metazoa; Chordata; Leptocardii; Amphioxiformes; Branchiostomatidae
Product: protein lin-54 homolog
Exons: 16
Coding region: 217-2577 (786 amino acids)
Biological process (GO): regulation of DNA-templated transcription
Cellular component (GO): nucleus
Source: RefSeq, a predicted model, not a curated record